This is a messenger RNA of Lactuca sativa (garden lettuce), 701 nucleotides long. RefSeq names its product ubiquitin-ribosomal protein eL40 fusion protein. Gene Ontology annotation, biological process: translation. Lineage: Eukaryota; Viridiplantae; Streptophyta; Magnoliopsida; Asterales; Asteraceae. The record is from RefSeq and is a predicted model, not a curated record. Gene Ontology annotation, molecular function: structural constituent of ribosome; protein binding. Gene Ontology annotation, cellular component: ribosome.
UCAUAACAAACAAUUAUCAGCCUCGGCAAAGUGAAAGAGAUAGAGAAACGGAAAGAUGCAGAUUUUCGUCAAAACCCUAACCGGGAAGACCAUUACUCUCGAGGUUGAGAGCAGUGACACCAUUGACAAUGUCAAGGCUAAAAUUCAAGACAAGGAAGGUAUUCCACCGGAUCAGCAGCGAUUGAUCUUUGCCGGAAAGCAACUUGAAGAUGGCCGAACUCUUGCUGACUAUAACAUCCAGAAAGAAUCAACUCUUCAUUUGGUGUUGAGGCUAAGAGGAGGAAUCAUUGAGCCCUCAUUGAUGGCUUUGGCUAGGAAAUACAACCAAGACAAGACCAUUUGCCGCAAGUGCUAUGCACGUUUGCACCCUAGGGCAGUAAACUGCAGGAAGAAGAAGUGUGGCCACAGCAACCAGUUGAGGCCAAAGAAGAAGAUCAAGUAGGCGCUAGCCCAGUUGUUCUAUGUGUUUGGUUUGGAAGUUUCUGCAUCAUUUCUAGUUAUUCUGUUUCUAAACUAUUGUAAGAAGUAAAACCAAAGGCUUUGUUGCUUAGUGGAGUGGUUUUAAUACUUUAGAUUUCUAAAGACAUUUUAGUGUGGUGUAAUCUGGAUGUGCAUUCGCAUUUUUGGUCAUGGAUUUUUAUUAUUGUUAUGUUUGCUAUCUGUUUACUACAUUCAGAAUUAAAUGGUUCUCUUUUGCCAGA